Molecule: messenger RNA, 1585 nt
Organism: Pseudo-nitzschia multistriata
Lineage: Eukaryota; Bacillariophyta; Bacillariophyceae; Bacillariales; Bacillariaceae
Source: the annotation of a GenBank genome assembly
CAACGAAAGAGAUGUGAAAUCGCAUCAGCAUCAUCGAAGCUGCUGGGUGUUCGUAUCGGUAUCGUAAAGUACUCCCAUACCGAAUUGUCCCGCAUCCAAGRUAUAUCGUUAUCAUAACCUUGUUUUUCCAUUCAUCGAGUUGGAACUACACAGUACUCCCGCAGCCACGGAAAAAAAAACCAAUCAUGACGACAAAUACAAAAUCAACAAUUUUUGCCCUUGCUUGCGUCGCCCUCGCCUCUUCAAGYGAGGGAUUCUCUGUAAGCGAAAAUUCUUCCUCUUCCAGACGGCAGGCCAUURGAUCAAUUCUUGGAGGCGGCGCCGCUGUGGUUGCAUCCACCCUUCUGCCACAGAAAUCGGUUGCCGUGGAAACAACAGAUAUUGACGAUUUUUUGCGAACGGGUGGCGUGUCGAUGCCCAUGGGGGUCUCGGGGCAGGCCGGAAAGUCAAAGCCCGAGACUGGCGUGUUGCUGCGAGAAGGAACUGAGAUUUCCAGGGAUUCCAAAUCAGGGAAUGUCCUGGCCGAGAUUUUGGUGAACGAGAAAGGCAGCGGAGAAAAAAUGGCGGUGGUAACGAGUUUUCAGUCUCCCUGGUCGCUUGGUAAGUGAAAAAAGUUGACGAAAUCGAAGGGGAUSGUGAAAUUGGAGAAAAGACGUGACAAAUAUCAAAUAAACUAGAUAAUUUAUCUUGGGAUCGGGAGAUGGAAGUACUUGGGGGGAUCUGAGUCUAGAGAGACAGAAGUUCCUUCCAUUUUCGAGGRCUCAUUUWACUUCUCUUUCUUUCUUCUUCGUGUGUGCCUUGGACAAAACGCCAAAUAGCUACCGGUGCUGUUUACGAUGUUGAAUGCCGCGACACAAAAACAGGAGAUGGCGCAUUUUUGGCGGUCACACCGGGUCUGAAUGGCGCAUCGCUUGCAGACGUGAAGGAUCAAUUUCUCAUUAAGUCUCUGUUUGGGCCACGAGGACGGUUCUCCUUUUACGGACAACCCACGGACGUCAAGGUCAAGAAGUCUUCGUUAUCGGGCGACGGUAGCUACAAGGUGCUAGACGUUAGCUUCUCGACCCUCAGCCAGGCGACUCAAACCGAGGUCCCCCGYCGGUCGCGAAUCGUGGCGACGCUGCCCAAGGGUAGCGACCAAGCGGUGAUGCUGGUAGGAAGUGCCAGCGCGUCGAGAUGGUCCAAGGGAGCCGACAAGACCGUGGGUGCGRCUGUGGAUUCUUUCCGGGCCACCGCGGCUCCGCAAUCGAACCUGAAGAUGCGGGCCGUCUCGAAGGAGCGCAACGCACUGUGAACAGAUCUGCCAACAACGACAACCAAUCAUACGACUGAACGCUGCACUAAUCUUUCGACUAUGAAACAACAUCCGACACCAACUACUUCCGGUGGUUUGUUCGAAAGACAGCCAAUCCUUCGCGGAAAUAUCUCCCCAGCCUGAUGACAAGCAACAAUAACUAUCCUGCAAUGAUUAUCAACUGCCUAUAGUAACAAAGAAGAAGAUGAAUUGUUUAGUAAUGAARAAUAUGCAAUCUUUUCAAUAAUUUUUGGAAAGGGAUCAGUUAUGGCGAACUAAAAAAUUCAAUUUUUU